AUGGGGUGUCUCUAUUCUAAAAAGUGUAACCGUAAGCAACAACAAAAAUCAUUACCGAUCAACGCUAAUAAUGAUUGCCAGUAUGUCAAGAUCUGUUCUAAGGAUAUAAUUGCCGCGACUCACGAUUUUAAUGAAGAAUAUAAAAUAGGAAGUGGUGGUUUUGGUGAGGUUUAUAAGGGUAAACUACCGUCCUAUGGCGUUGUUGCUAUCAAACGAAUUAAGGAUGGCGUUUCCAAGGAAUUUCGAACAGAAAAUCAAUAUCUUAUGCAAUGCGAGCACUCCAACUUGGUUAAAUUAUAUCAAUCUAUGCAAGUCAAAGGCCACCACUGCUUAAUUAUGCAGUAUGUGAGCAAUGGCAGUUUAAAAUCGAACUUGAAAGAAAAGGAUUGCAAUCUAAAUUAUAUAGUCAGAUUACAAAUUUGCGCAGGAAUCGCUAAAGGGAUUCGUUUCCUUCAUACUGGAUUUCAUUACUCCUUAAUUCAUCGAGAUAUUAAAACAGCGAAUAUCCUACUCGAUCAGAAUUAUGUUCCAAAAAUAUGCGAUUUUGGAUUGGUGACAGUAAUAUAUGGUGGAAAAAAUAAUACGAGUGUAACUAUAGCUCAAGAUAAUGCAGGUACUCGAGGUUAUGCACCGCCAGAAGCUCGGGUUGGUAUUAUUUCCAGAAGAUUUGAUAUCUACAGCUUUGGUGUGGUGAUACUUGAAGUUGUUUCAGGCAAAGCCAAUUGUGCCACCAAUCGUAAACACCGUUACUUAGCUCAAUACUUUCAGUAUUGCUAUGCCUAUGAUAAAUGGAGUUUCCCUCUUGAUCCAGUAGCAAAAUGGCCGCAAAAAUUUGCAUGGAAAUUAUUAGCCUUAGCGAAAGUUUGCUUGGAAGAUAACCGAUAUAAAAGGCCGGACAUAUCUUCUGUAAGCAUACAUCAUAGUACCUUAUAA
Molecule: messenger RNA, 933 nt
Organism: Trichoplax adhaerens
Lineage: Eukaryota; Metazoa; Placozoa; Uniplacotomia; Trichoplacea; Trichoplacidae
Exons: 8
Coding region: 1-933 (310 amino acids)
Biological process (GO): protein phosphorylation
Molecular function (GO): ATP binding; protein kinase activity
Source: RefSeq, a predicted model, not a curated record